Messenger RNA from Onthophagus taurus, 315 nucleotides. Lineage: Eukaryota; Metazoa; Arthropoda; Insecta; Coleoptera; Scarabaeidae. The record is from RefSeq and is a predicted model, not a curated record.
AUGCCUCAAAUAAAUCCAGAACAAGUACCAAGAUUAAUUGCUUUAGUAAACGAUGGGCGUGGUAAACGUUACGCCGCUCGUGCAGUGGGAGUCCAUGAAGCAACUGCUCGUAGAGCAAUCCGCAGGUACGAACAAACAGGAAGCACUGCUCGGAAGGUGGGUUCUGGUCGCCCUAGAAAAACGUCUCCAAGAGAUGAUCGUUUCUUGAGAUUACGGAUUUUACGGAAUCGAUCAAACACUGCGGUAAAUGUUCAGCAAGAUCUUCGCCAAAUUCGUGGUGUUGCAAUAAGUAAGCAGACGUCUAAAAGAAGUUAA